CACGUUUAUGUUGUAGAUGCCAGAAAGCCACAUGGGAGAUUUGGCAACCUGGAAGAAGGCUGAGGCUGCUCUUAAAGAAGCUUUAAUUGAGUUCGGCAAGCCCUGGGAGGUGAAUGAAGGGGAUGGUGCAUUUUAUGGACCGAAGAUAGAUAUCACUGUAUCUGAUGCAUUGAGCAGAGAUCAUCAGUUGGCAACAUUACAGCUUGAUUUUCAACUUCCCGACCGCUUUAAGCUGUAUUACUCAGCAGAGGGUGAAGACGGCAAGAUGGAAAGGCCUGUUAUGAUACACAGAGCUGUUUUAGGUUCUGUUGAGCGUAUGCUUGCUGUACUGUUGGAACACUACAAAGGGAAAUGGCCCUUCUGGCUUAGUCCACGUCAGGCAAUUGUUUGCCCUGUGUCGCACACAGCCCUGCCUUAUGCUCUACAGGUACGGGAUCAGCUCCAUCAAGCUGGUUAUUAUGUCGAUGUUGACACAAGUGAUAAAACAAUUCAGAAAAAGGUACGACAAGCUCAGAUCGCACAGUACAACUACAUUUUAGUUGUGGGUGGGGAGGAAGUUCAAAAUGGACAGGUUAGCGUAAGGGUUAGAGAUAAGGGUGAUGUGACAGUAAUGAGCAUGGAGAGCCUACUACAACACUUCAAGGACCAAGUUGAAGCUUUCCAUUAGGAU
Prunus avium (sweet cherry) is the source of this 670-nucleotide messenger RNA. Lineage: Eukaryota; Viridiplantae; Streptophyta; Magnoliopsida; Rosales; Rosaceae. The record is from RefSeq and is a predicted model, not a curated record.